This is a messenger RNA of Chaetomium fimeti, 1543 nucleotides long. RefSeq names its product mitochondrial carrier domain-containing protein. The record is from RefSeq and is a predicted model, not a curated record. Gene Ontology annotation, biological process: mitochondrial ADP transmembrane transport; mitochondrial ATP transmembrane transport. Gene Ontology annotation, molecular function: ATP:ADP antiporter activity. Gene Ontology annotation, cellular component: mitochondrial inner membrane. The coding region runs from base 176 to 1090 and encodes 304 amino acids. Lineage: Eukaryota; Fungi; Ascomycota; Sordariomycetes; Sordariales; Chaetomiaceae. The transcript has 7 exons.
CCCGGUUACCUUAGGUACCAAAACUCCCGUCCCGCUCUCGGCGUGCUAAUUCAAGCGACGACACACUCGCCUUCCGCAGUUUUAUUGAUACCCUAUUUUUUUCGACCAACUUCUUUUUGUUUAUUCAUUUGUCCCAUAUUUUUUUCGCAGUAAACUCGCCCCAAAACAAGACAAGAUGGCGCCAGAAAAGGAGAAGGCCCCGCUGCCUUUCCGCUACACUUUCAUGGCUGGCGCCAUUGCUGGUGUAUCUGAAAUCCUGGUCAUGUACCCGCUAGAUGUCGUCAAGACAAGAGUACAACUGCAGACCGGCACGGGCGGCGGCGCCGAUUCGUACAAUGGCAUGCUCGACUGCUUCCGGAAGAUCAUCCGCAAUGAGGGCUUCUCGAGACUCUACCGCGGCAUUACCGCUCCCAUCCUUAUGGAAGCGCCUAAGCGCGCCACCAAGUUCGCCGCCAACGACAAGUGGGGCAAGUUCUACAGGGACAUGUUCGGCCAGCAGACCAUGACACAAUCCCUCUCGGUUCUGACUGGUGCUUCGGCCGGUGCCACUGAAUCUUUCGUCGUGGUCCCCUUCGAGCUUGUCAAGAUCCGCCUCCAGGACAAGGCCUCGGCCGGCAAGUACAACGGCAUGGUGGACGUCGUUCUGAAGACGGUGCGCAACGAGGGCAUCCUGGCCAUGUACAACGGCCUCGAGUCCACUCUAUGGCGCCAUAUCCUCUGGAACGCCGGCUACUUCGGCUGCAUCUUCCAGGUCCGACAAUUGCUCCCCAAGGCCGAGACGAAAGGGGGUCAAACAUUUAACGAUAUCAUUGCCGGUUCCGUCGGUGGCACCGUCGGCACCAUUCUCAAUACUCCCAUGGACGUCGUGAAGAGUCGUAUCCAAAAUAGCGUCAGGGUCCCCGGCCAAACACUCAAGUACAACUGGGCCUGGCCUUCCUUGGCGACGGUGGCCAAGGAGGAAGGGUUCGCAGCUCUCUACAAGGGUUUCGUUCCCAAGGUCCUCCGACUGGGCCCCGGCGGCGGUAUCCUACUUGUUGUUUACACCGGCGUGAUGGACUUCUUCCGCAAUAUGAGGGAUGCGCAGGCCUAAGACGAGGUCAUCUAGAAGUUUAAAAUCGAGGGAGCGUUUGAGCAGUGAGAGGCUGGAACGGGUACGUACAGUCAAGGAGGGGCGCUCAGGGCGUGAUGGAGGUCGCUCUCUUUGGCUAGCUUUGAUAGACUAGACUCUCUAGAGCAGUUCUUUUUGUAUAGGGGGUUUGAGUUGGAAAAACAGGUGAACCCGAUUUGGUAUGUACGGAGCUAUGCAAGUGGCAUCUUUCUACAAAUCUGCUGAACCGUCAUGACCCCUAUGUGGUUCAUCAUUCAUCGGAUGGGUAUACUCCCACUAUGUCGUAUGGUAGGAGGUUAGGAGUAAAAUUCCCUCCAACUGAUGCUUAGCUCUUUGUAUCACGUCGAUCGUCAGAAAUUUAAUUGUGAACGCUCGUCUCCUCGCCGCUCCUUCAUGGCUGAUGUUGUCCGCUGCCAUAUGCGCGCCUAUUGUGGC